CUGCUUCAGUGUCGUUCAAGUCCCAGCAUAACAGUGCGGAACCAGCUCAAAGCCAGUGUUCCCAGUAAAACCCAGUAGUGUCGCGGGUCGCGGAGCGCGCGAGCAGCUUCCGUUAACUUACUGGUGCAAAAAGGCGGGAAAAUGGCCAAGACAUACGACUACCUGUUCAAGCUGCUGCUGAUCGGAGACAGCGGCGUCGGGAAGACCUGCCUGCUGUUCCGGUUCAGCGAGGACGCCUUCAACACCACCUUCAUCUCCACCAUCGGAAUCGAUUUUAAGAUCCGGACGGUUGACCUGGACGGGAAGAAGAUCAAACUUCAAAUCUGGGACACGGCAGGUCAGGAGCGUUUUAGAACCAUCACAACAGCCUAUUACAGAGGAGCCAUGGGCAUCAUGCUGGUGUAUGACAUCACCAACGAGAAAUCCUUUGACAACAUCAGGAACUGGAUACGCAAUAUAGAGGAGCACGCAUCAUCCGACGUGGAGAGGAUGGUUCUGGGAAACAAGUGUGACAUGAAUGACAAGAGACAAGUGUCCAAGGAGAGAGGAGAGAAGCUCGCCAUCGACUAUGGGAUCAAGUUUUUGGAGACCAGCGCUAAGUCCAGCAUCAACGUGGAAGAGGCUUUCCUCACGCUCGCCAGAGACAUCAUGACCAGACUCAACAGGAAGAUGAAUGACAACAACCCACCAGGUGGAGGCGGACCCGUCAACAUCACAGAGUCACGCACCAAGAAGAGCCUGUUCAGGUGUUCACUGUUGUAGGCGGAGCUUCCUGCAGCAGACCGACCACCUGUAGACUCACGAAGACGCCUGCUGUGACUCCUCCUCCUCCUCUUCCUCCUCCUCCUCCUCCACAGUGUCUCCACUUCAGAUGCUGGAGGUGAUUAAGAUGAAGAAAGACUGAGAUGAAGAGCAUCUGUGAUCCAACAUGGAGGACAAACCACCAACAUGGCUGAGAUCAUGGCUCCAGCUGACUCCUGCACGGUUUGCUUUCUCCUUCUCUGAGACCCCUGGUACCCUGCGAACCGGGUCAGAACCGAACCGUGUCGGACCUUCCUGGAAACGUCCUGGAAUCAGCAACAGGACGUUUCCAGGAAAAUUAAACUUUCCUUCAGAUGUAGGAGGUGAAACUUUCCUCCUGGUUUAAAUUUGACUUCUGUUCACCUCAAAGUCUUAAUCUCAGAGGUCAUGUGACCUGCAAUCAGAGCAGGCCACGCCCCCUUCUAUCAGAUUUCACAUUUAAAUGCAGUUUUCAUGUCAGAGAUUUUAGUUUUAGAAACUGAAACUCUCCAAGUGUCUCUGCUCUGACAGUCAAACAAGAGACAAUCCGUCCUGCUGCUUCUAAUGCAAUGACACCUGAGCAACAACAGCCAAUCAGAGGCCAGAGCAGCCAGUAACCACUGAGUCAUCAGCUGCUUCCAUCAGCAAGUUUGUUGUGGUCAGAAGGUAUAGAUGCAGGUUUGGUUUGGCCACGCCCCCUGCUGUCCCGAGCUGAUGCCUAUAGUUGCUGUGGUUCCGAGCUUCUGCAGGACGGAGCUUUGGAGGUGGAGCUGCAGCACAGCAGAGAGGGACGUGGACGGCUACGAGCUGACUCCUGGGACGUCAACUCCACUGUGGAAAAAGUGUUUCUGAUCAAUAAUCAGUGUUAUGUAACCAAAACAAUAUUUCAGUGUGAAAGAAAAAAGUUGUUUUCCUAUAAACAAUUUGUUUUAAUGUUUUCAAACUUCCGUAUUUCAUAGGAACAAACCGACUGUUUAUCUGUAAUUUGAAGUUUUCUGAAGUAUCUGCUGCUCCGUCUCUGAUUGGUCAGUUAUAGUCAGACCUUUCGAGUCUGAACCGGACCAGACCCGACUGAACCGGACCGACCCGUCAGCUGCUCAUGGAGCGUGUUGGUGUGUUUCUCUGUAACUCGCUAUGCAAAAACCAGGUUUUGUUUGUUCCUGAGCUUCACGGAUAAUCAGACGUAUUGAUCAGCUGAUCGAUCGGGACAUUGAUGAGGAUCAUGUUUGUUUUUUUAUUGUUUACAGAUUUAUUUUCAUGUCACUGUGUUGAAGCCUUCUUAAUUAACUCUGUUGUCAUGGAAACAUGGAGGAUUUUUUUAAAUAAACUUGUUUUAUAAUUGUG
Melanotaenia boesemani (Boeseman's rainbowfish) is the source of this 2124-nucleotide messenger RNA. RefSeq names its product RAB8B, member RAS oncogene family (gene rab8b). The coding region runs from base 142 to 762 and encodes 206 amino acids. The transcript is spliced from 8 exons. The record is from RefSeq and is a predicted model, not a curated record. Gene Ontology annotation, molecular function: GTPase activity; GTP binding. Gene Ontology annotation, cellular component: synaptic vesicle; endosome; plasma membrane. NCBI's taxonomy places the organism in Eukaryota, Metazoa, Chordata, Actinopteri, Atheriniformes, Melanotaeniidae. Gene Ontology annotation, biological process: Golgi vesicle fusion to target membrane; protein secretion; protein localization to plasma membrane.